Volvox carteri f. nagariensis is the source of this 369-nucleotide messenger RNA. RefSeq lists its product as uncharacterized. Gene Ontology annotation, molecular function: structural constituent of ribosome. The coding region runs from base 1 to 369 and encodes 122 amino acids. The transcript is spliced from 4 exons. Lineage: Eukaryota; Viridiplantae; Chlorophyta; Chlorophyceae; Chlamydomonadales; Volvocaceae. Gene Ontology annotation, cellular component: mitochondrial large ribosomal subunit. The record is from RefSeq and is a predicted model, not a curated record.
AUGUCGCUAGUAGUCGGCGCGCUUCGCAGCCGAUGGUCUGCUCUUGUAGGCUUCCACUUGCGUGCACCGUUGCCCCCAUCCGGUUCUAAAAAGGGAUCAAAAGACAGAGGGCCCCGGAAAAUUGGAGAGCUAUCUACCGAGGUCGUUACGGGAUGCGGGCUCAUGAAAAAUGAGCCUGACCCGCCCAUCAGGCCGGACAACGAGUACCCUGAGUGGCUCUUCAAGCUUCUCGAGCCGAGACCUACCAUAAAGGAGCUUGAGAAGAUGUAUCACGAGGGCGGCCUGACAGUGGAGGAGUUGCGGCGGUUGUGGCGGUUAAAAAACAAGGAGCGCAUCAAGGAGAGCAAUUUCAUGAAGGCCAAGUCCUGA